CUCCCUGCCAUUUUGAAACGCAUUUCUCACCAACUCCGGCUUCAUAGUGCUCCAUACAGCCGGUGGCUGUUGAUAAACACAUAUUUUGUAUAGUAAUAUUACGCGGGAAAUGUUCAUAUUUUAACCGUAGGCUACGCUAGUUUUAGCAAAACUUUUACCCGCCUUCAGCGCGACCACACACUCGUGUUAUAUUUGCAUGGGACAGACAGUAGUUUUGACAUAACUGUGGUCAACCUCCAACUACACACAACAAGGUCGUCCCAUGUCUCGACAGAACGGGCUUAUUUGAACCAUAAAUCUCCUCACCAUAGGAUGCACUAUGUGUCAAGUGGCCCCCUGUCUCUCGGGUCUUUGGGCCUGCUGCGGCUCUUGGGGGCGUCGUGGCCCUGGACCCUCGCUGCGGGUCUGGGUGUUUAUUUAGGAACUGGUGGUUGGAGGUUCCUGUAUGUGGCAAUUCGGACUGCAAAAAGGGACAUAAACGGUUUGUAUGUACUCCUGAGGGUUAAACUCGCACUGUGGCAUCACAUUCGUAAUGGAAACAACAUACCCUCCAUCUUCGCCCAGACUGUGGCUAGGCACCCUGACAAACCAGCGCUCGUGUAUGAAGCCACUGGGGAAACGUGGACUUUCACCCAGUUAGACCAGAUCUCAAAUUCUGUGGCCCACUGGGCAUUAAGCCAGGGCUGGACCUCAGGUGAUGUUGUGGCACUGUUCAUGGAGAGCCGGCCGCUUCAAGUUGCACUGUGGCUCGGUCUGGCCAAAGUGGGUGUGGAGGCUGCACUAAUAAACUUCAACCUUAGACGGGAUUCGCUGCUGCACUGUAUGGGCGCGUCUGCGUCCCGAGGGCUGGUGUUUGGAGCGGAGCUAGCGGAUGCUGUGUUUGAAGUGAGCUCCUCUUUGAGUAAGGACAUGGUCCGGUUUUGCACUGGAGAUCUAAGACCAGACCAGAUGUCAGCUCUACAAUCUCAGUCUCUGGACUCCAUUUUGGCAUCUGCUCCUCGACAGCCACCACCCUGCACCCUGUCCAAGGGCUUUAAUGAUCGUUUGUUUUAUAUCUACACAUCUGGCACCACAGGACUCCCUAAAGCUGCUAUAGUGGUGCACAGUCGGUAUUACAGGAUUGCUGCUUUUGGGUACCAUUCUUUUCGUAUGCGGCCAGACGAUGUCAUCUACGACUGUUUACCGCUUUACCAUUCAGCAGGUAAUAUUAUGGGGGUGGGCCAGUGUUUGAUUAAUGGUACAACUGUGGUGGUCAAGAAGAAGUUUUCGGCAAGUCGCUUUUGGGAAGACUGCAUCAAACACAACUGCACUGUUGUUCAGUAUAUAGGUGAGAUCUGCAGAUACUUGUUGUCUCAGCCCGUGCGGCCCUCAGAGCGACAGCACCGUGUUCGAUUAGCUGUUGGGAACGGGUUACGGCCAAGCGUCUGGGAGGCAUUCGUGGAGCGAUUUGGAGUGAAACAGAUCGGCGAGUUUUAUGGAGCCACUGAGUGUAACUGUAGCAUUGCCAAUAUGGAUGGCAAGGUCGGAGCUUGUGGGUUUAACAGUCGCAUUCUGCCCUACGUGUACCCCAUCCGUCUUGUGAAAGUAAAUGAGGAGACCAUGGAACUGGUACGAGACAAGCAGGGACUGUGUGUACCUUGCCAACCAGGAGAGCCUGGACUGUUAGUGGGCAGAAUUAAUCAGCAGGAUCCUCUGAGACGCUUCGACGGUUAUGCCAGUCAAGAUGCCACCAGAAAGAAGAUUGCCCACAAUGUGUUCAAGAAAAACGACUCCGCAUAUCUGUCAGGGGAUGUUUUGGUUAUGGAUGAGUUUGGAUACAUGUAUUUCCGGGACCGCAGUGGUGAUACGUUCCGUUGGAAGGGCGAGAACGUUUCUACUACGGAGGUGGAGGGAACGUUGAGCAGUCUGUUGGGACAGACUGAUGUGGCAGUGUUUGGAGUAAACGUACCAGGUGUGGAGGGGAAGGCAGGAAUGGCUGCCAUUGCUGAUUCAACAGGAAACUUUAACUGUGAAUCUUUCAUGAAGGUGGUUCAGCAAGCUUUGCCUCCAUACGCACGGCCAGUAUUUCUGCGUAUAUCCCCAGAAGUGGAUACCACAGGAACAUUUAAAAUACAGAAGACCAGAUUACAAAGGGAAGGAUUCGACCCACGGCUCACAACUGACAAGAUUUAUUUUCUCAACCCUAGAGCAGGCCGAUACGAGGUUAUGAAUGAGGAUCAGUACAAUGCUUUUGAAGAAGGCCGGAUAUCUCUUUGAUAUGUGAAGUAUGUGGUCCAAACUCAUCUUCUUCCAGACCUGCCUAUGCACAAUGUCACUGAAAUUCAAGAGCAGCCACUGAGAUGUGUCCUGUUAGUAGGCCAUUUACAUUAACGUUUAAUAUAAUAGAACGCACAAGCCGUGCCUUGACAAACUGAUAUGCAAUAACUGUAAGAGUGAGUUUUUAAUUUUUAUUUUAAUCCCUUAUUCUGAUUGGAUGGUAGUGUAUGACCAGUUUUACAAAAGACACUAAAGCGAACAUGACGUACUUAAAGAAUGAGAUCUAUAUUUGACUUAACAACUAGCUGACUGAGACCUGAAUACGAUGUGUGAAUGGUAACAGUUUGGAGACUUUUAUUACUAUGAUAAACAUUGUUAAUAUGCCUAGCUCUGAUGUUUUAAUCAUCUUUAAAGUGACUAUUUUUAGACUACUGAAAGAUACAGAGUAUCUUUAUAAAUAGCCAGAAACAAAGUGCCUUAGGUUUGACCUCCCCAUCCCCUGUGUGACAUGGAGAGAUCUGUACAGUGCUAUUAUAUUGAUAUGAUGUAGAUACUGUAAGCCUGUUUCAUCAUAUUAAUCCUCUCAAGAGUUCUGAAUGAAUCAUGCAAUAAAUAAAUGUUCUUACUAAA
This is a messenger RNA of Paramisgurnus dabryanus, 2886 nucleotides long. It is a transcript of the gene slc27a1a, whose product is annotated as solute carrier family 27 member 1a. Gene Ontology annotation, molecular function: oleoyl-CoA ligase activity; long-chain fatty acid transmembrane transporter activity. The record is from RefSeq and is a predicted model, not a curated record. Lineage: Eukaryota; Metazoa; Chordata; Actinopteri; Cypriniformes; Cobitidae. Gene Ontology annotation, cellular component: mitochondrial inner membrane; endoplasmic reticulum membrane; plasma membrane. Gene Ontology annotation, biological process: long-chain fatty acid import into cell; medium-chain fatty acid transport; long-chain fatty acid metabolic process.